Molecule: messenger RNA, 663 nt
Organism: Lasiosphaeria miniovina
Lineage: Eukaryota; Fungi; Ascomycota; Sordariomycetes; Sordariales; Lasiosphaeriaceae
Exons: 1
Cellular component (GO): fungal-type vacuole
Source: RefSeq, a predicted model, not a curated record
AUGAACCGCUCUACCCUGCCCGACGGGACGGUCUUCAUCGCGGUCGGCGCCAUCCUUGGCGUGUUCGGCCUCGCAAUUCUUGCGUGGCGCGGCAUCGUUGUGUGCCUCCUCCACAGGUCCGUCGAGCGGGCCAAUCUAGAACAGCACCGCCAAAACGAUAAGGCGGCCACGUUCCCCCCGCCUCCCGCGCCGUUCUACAAGUUCCUCGACCGCGAUUCUUCGCCCUCUAUACCCGGCGGCCCGGCGACGCGGAAAUCCCACCGCGGGCCAACUCCCUCGGCCACACCCAGUCAGACGAACCUCUUCUUCUCCCCGACAGCCCAGGGCAGUUCUUCUGCAGCAGGUGUUGCCAGCCAGGGCAACCGGGACUCGCGGUUCCUGCCGCCGGGCUUCUACGCGUCGUCCGCUGCCGCCACCGGCGCACCCGGUCACGGCCACGGCAAUUCUAUCAGCAUGUCCAACCUUAGACCGGCGUCGCGGGGCGGUCACGUUUCAGCCCCCGGCUCUUCGCCCCCAGACUCCCCGGACAUGGGGCCGAGGAUGGUGGGCGGCUCGCGGAAUUUCAGCUCCAGCUCCGUCAACCUCAACAGGCCGCCUAGCGGGCGGGCCCCGAGCGCUUUCCUGGACGACCUGCUAGACGACCAACCGGGGCAGUUCCCUCCC